GUGUGUGUGUGUGUGUGUGUGUGUGUGCGCGUCUGUGUGUGUGUGCGUGUGCGCAGCAUGAAUAUGGGCAGCCACUUGGGGGCUCAUGACCUCGGCACUGUAUCCGACACUUUUCAUACAGCGAUGAACCCUCUCUUUCUAGUCGGCUUUCUCCUGCGGUCCUGCCAAGCGGUCAAUCUUCGCCGCAGCGCCCGGUCUGAUCGCGUCUUGGGGCAUGCCGAGAAGCGAGCGGAUCACGAGUCGGGAGCAUGCGUGACAGCGACCGCCGGGGAGUGGUGCCACGCCGCAGUGACCUGGGCCAACGAGGGCGGCGCCAAGGAGCACCCGGACUGGUUCCCCGGCGACGUCAGUGAGUACAGUCUGCAGGACUUCCAGUCGCUCCUGCAUCAGUUCGGCGAGGCCAGCUGCUCGCGGCCGUGCGCUGGGGACUCGGCGGGGCAGCGGACGCUGGGGCUCAUACAGAGCCAGAGCUCCACCAGGAAGGUCCAGGUCAACCAGACCUACGGCCUCAGUCAGGAUCCGAGGAGCUCGAGGGGGUGAUGGAGAGCAGCUGGGCGCCGAAGACCAGGAUCGGGGCGCCGGCCCGCGCGGGCGAGGUCGAGGCCGAGGGCUGCCAGGACCUGCAGCCUGGCAGCGUGUGCUACAACGCCGUGACCUGGCUCCGCACGCAGGGGAUCAAGAAGCACCCCGCGUGGUACCCGGAAGUCACCGCCGAUUCCAUUCAAGAGGAGGUCCAGGAGCGCCUGCACUCCCUUGGCAGGGGUGACUGCCCGAAGCCCUGCCAGCGAGGUGCGGGGGAGCUUCUGGCAGGGCGGGACCGCGCGGGCUACCAGCGCGUGCAGCUGGCCGAUGGCGACAAGGUGCUCGAGGUCACUGUCGAGGGCCGACAGGUGGUGAGCGAGGCCUACAGGAUCCCGGAGCCCGCGAGCUGCGCCGACACCGUGGAGGGCGAGUGGUGCCACACGUCCAUCCUGUGGCUGAAGAGCACGGGCUUGGCCAAGCAUCCGAAAUGGUACCCCGAGCUCACCCAGAAGUCCAGCAUCGCAGACUUCCAGGCCGUGCUGCACAAGCAGCACAAGAUGAGCUGCCCACGACCCUGCCGCGGGCAGGAGCGCAACGCCACGGCGGGCUCCCAGGACGAGCAGGGGCCCAGCACCACCACUUAUCCCUUCCGGGCCCACACCACGUCCUGCGAGCAUGCGGAGGAGGCCUCGCAUUGCUACAGGGCGAUCACGAAAGUCAUGGACUUUGAUUUCUGGAGGCACCCCGAGGCGUACCCGGGGCUCACCAAUCACUCGAGCCGCGAUGAUAUCCAGGAGCAUUUGUACCAGCGUGGGGACAACGUGUGCGGUUGGCCCUGUCCCAGGCAGAUCAAGGAGACGCGGCGCGUCCUGAAGAGGGUCUCGGAUAUGACGCCGGACGAGCUCAGCCGCUUCAUGGACAAGAGUUGGGACGGCUACGUCGACUCCGACCAGUACGACGAGUACGAGCCAGUGCAGACAAUCGACAAGCGACCUCCAGCAACUGAGGAGCAGGAGCCUGACGCCAACGAGAGCGCCCCGGAGCAGGAGGAGGAAGAGGUCGCCCACAGGCACUUGGCCAUCGUCAAAUCGACAAAGUCGCGCUUAGCGGCAGACGGCUUGGCGGACGAGUGCCGCGACACCCGGGUCGGCGAGCUGUGCUACGAAGCAGUGACCUGGGCCCAAGAGGUUGGCAUCCACGACCGCCCCAAUUGGUACCCCGGCCUUUCCCUGAAGUCUACCUUCAUGGAUUUCCAGGAGUUCCUCCACAAGACGAAGGGAAGCCUCUGCGAGAUGCCCUGCGGCACGUCCAAGGACGCGGCACGCGUGGCGGAUGCCGACGCCGCGCGGGCGAGCGACGCUGCAGCGGGCCCCGACGCCGACGCCGACGGAGAGAUUGCCGACGCCUAUGAGGAGAAGUGGGAGAGCGAGCGGGAGGGCAGGCGCAGGCCGCCGCCGAUGGCCCCCGUGCCGGCCCCGGCCGCCGAGGAGGCGGAGGCGGCCGCGGAGGGGGCCGAGUCCACCUCGGAGGUGGCGGCGCCCGAGGAGGCCAACUCCACCGCGGAGGAGAGCGGGCGCCCGUCAGCUCCGAGGCGCGGGCGCCCGAGGAGGUCCCCACCGCGGAGGUGCCGGCGGCGAGCUUCCCCGCGGAGGCGCCGGCGACGGAGGCCAAUGCCUCGGGGGAGCUGCCGCAGCCGGCCGACGCGUCGGGAGCCGACGGACUCGCGGCGAACUCCACCGCGGAGGCGCUGGCGACGGAGGCCAAUGCGUCGGGGGAGCUGCCGCAGCUGGUUGACGCGGCGGGGGCCGACGCGCUCGCGGCGGACGUCGACGAGGAACCGCUGCCGAACCUCGACGAGAGGGGGCAGGAGGCAUGAGCGGCGAACACAUCCGCAUCCGCAGGAGGCGCAGGGGGCCGCCGAGGAGGCGCUGCCGAGCGCCAGCGCCGACGCCGAGGAGGGCCCGGCGCCGCAGCCAGAGGCCGCGACCGUGCAGGCCGGCGCGGCCGCGGAGCAGGCCGCGGAGCAGCCGGCGGGCGGCCUCUACGCGGAGGCCAACGCCACCGAGACCCAGAGGCUGAGGGAUGAGCACGCGCAGCUUAUGGAGGAGCACGCUCGGCUCCAGGAGGAGCACACGCGGCUCAAGGAGGUGCUCGAGGCCAAGCGGCUCAAGGAGGAGCACGAGCGGCUCAAGGAGGAGCACGAGCGGCUCAAGGAGGAGCACGAGCGGCUCAAGGAUUCGCGGAGAGGGCGCAGUCGGACGCCGCAGCGGUGCCGGCGCCAGAGCCAGAGUCCGCCGCUGUGGAGGCGGAGGCCGGCACCUCGGACGACCCGCUGCCGGAGAUCGACUGGCACGGGCGGGAGGAUCUUGGGGGAGGCGCAGGGGACUGCUCCCGCCGCCAUGCAGAACGCCGAAGGCCAGGACAGCACCUCCGACGCCCAGCCCGCCGCGCAGACACUGUCGGAUGCCGCAGCCGCCGAGGAGCUGGCGCCGCAGCCGCUGUCGGAUGCCGCAGCCGCGGCGGAGCUGGCCGAGCCUGGCACCUCGGAGGUCCUGCUCCCAGAGAUCGACAUGGGAGGGCAGGAGUCCGAGUCCCCAUUCCUCGUCAUGGAGCCGGCGAAUCAGACGGUGGCCGCCGCGGAGGAGGUCAACUCCACCGCAGGUGAGCCGCCGGCGCAGCUGGCGGACGCCAGGCAGGACGCCUAAGCUUUGCUCUAGGUGCUGAUCCACAGCGAGACGGGAGGCGUGGGAGACGCCGCAGAGAACUGACGUGGCGGGCGGGCCCCGCGCAGGGAUAGGUUUCCAUGAUAGCGGCGACUUGCGCUCAAUUGAGUGAUUGGGGACCUUCGCGUUGAGCGCGAAACUCUUUUGCACAAGUGUCUGCGCGCGCACACGCACACGCACGCAUCGGUGCGCGUGCCCAGAAAUGUCGGUGUGUCGUGGAAUCCGGGCUCCUCGCCCCAGCAUUGGUGCCACAUUUGCUCACGGG
This is a messenger RNA of Prorocentrum cordatum, 3510 nucleotides long. The record is from the annotation of a GenBank genome assembly. NCBI's taxonomy places the organism in Eukaryota, Dinophyceae, Prorocentrales, Prorocentraceae.